UUCAAAAAGCCAAGCUCAAAGCCACAGAUUAUACAUUCUGCUCACAGUCCGUGUGCGGGUGAAACAACCUGCACAGAGUGCCGCAGAGGGAGUCAGUGGGCUCCUCAGUUUUGGAGACGAGCGGAGUUGCGCAUCACUUAGGGAAGAGCAUAUUGGUGUCUGGACAGUUUUAUUAUAUUUUUGGGUGAUUGUGGGUUUCACGCAUCGGAUGCACCUGUGGAUGUAUCCUUCCCCCUGAAGUUUGGACUGAAACCUGCAACGCACAAGGGAUUACUUAAAACUCUCAGCUGAUAGUUCUUUCAUUCCAACAGCCUGCAGUUUUAUUUAUUUAUUAGAGAAGCGCACGAUGCUGCUAGGAGUCAUCUUCCUAGCGGUUCCUCUGCUGAGCAUCACCGGCUGCGGGGCGUCUUACGUUCCGUGUGAGCCGUGCGACCCGAAGGCCCUGUCCAUGUGCCCACCGGUGCCCGUGGGCUGCCAGCUGGUGAAGGAGCCCGGCUGCGGCUGCUGCCUGACGUGCGCGCUGGAGGAGGGCCAGCCGUGCGGCGUGUACACGGAGCCGUGCAUGCGCGGACUCCGCUGCCUGCCCAAGAGCGGAGAGGAGAAGCCGCUCCAUGCGCUCCUGCAUGGCCGGGGGGUGUGCACGAACGAGAAGCUGUACAACCUGGACCAUCCUCCAAAAGAGCCAGUAGAAACCAAGGUGCCCCUAUAUGGAGAUCACAUCAGCAGUCGAAAGGUGUAUGCCAUGAAGCAAGCCAAGGACCGCAAGAAGUAUUUAGCAAAACUUAGAUCGACCAACAACCGAGAGCUCUCACCACCUAACGUAGAUAAAGUGGAACCGGAAUUUGGGCCCUGCAAAAGAAAACUUGAUACUCUCAUUCAUAGCAUGAAGGACACUUCUCGGGUCUUGACUCUUUCUUUGUAUGUACCCAACUGUGACAAAAAGGGAUUCUUCAAGCGCAAGCAGUGUAAGCCGUCUCGUGGUCGGAAACGGGGUAUCUGCUGGUGCGUGGACCGCUUCGGCAAUAAAAUCCCAGGUAUCAACUCUGCCGGUGGGGUACUGCAGUGCAAAGAUCUUGACAGUAUCAACAACAGCAACGAAUGAGAGCAAACUGCUUGCAGAGCUCAGUUUCUUCUUCUUAAAACUUGCCAAACAAGCUAGCACACUUUAUGACCGACAAUCAGGAGAAUAUGGCACAAACACUUUUAUUUUUUUGAUGAUUGUAAUGGACUGCAUUGUCUGUUGUAAAGGGGAAGCAAACUUCAUAUCCUAUAUAGAAGAGAAAUAUAUAUAUAUAGUUUAUCUUUCUGUUUAUAAAGUCUGUUGCAAUUUAUAUAUUUUCUUUUGAAGAUUAUGAAAAAAGCAGACAACACAUAUUUUAAAAUGUGGCUAACUGUCAUUAUUUGUCCGUUGAUUUUCCUGAUGUUGUUUAAAAGGGAAGGUGGCCACCUAAACUACAAGACACUUGCUAAUAUUGAAUCACUUUUGUCAAGAUUAGUAGCUUUUCCAUGUGUAAUUUAGAUGAGAUUUGGGAGCCACAAAUUGUAUUUUCCAACAAAGACAGAAAUACAUGCAACAUAAAACAUACUUGACAUAUUCAGGUGGCACCUCUGGAAAGGUUUAAACUGUGUAUAGACAGCAUCCCCAAAAACAAUAUGAAACAUAAUUUCACUUCAACCAUUCUUGAUAUUGUAAAACAUUACAGGCAAAGUAACAAACCCAUAAUUUGUUAGCUAAGAUCAUGUUUUUUCUUUACUUUAUUUAAAGAAUUCAUUCAUGAAAGAACAAAUGUUUUCAGGCAUAAAUAUGGUUUUGUUUGAUAAUUUUCAAAAUGUAGAUAAACUCAGAGUACAGACCAUUUGCUUUGAACCAUUUCAACCUGUCAGUCAUUUCCAUUAUUAAGCUAAUUAGCUAUGACUUGUUGCGGAACUUUAAAAAGUAGUAUUUAUUAGCUGUAACUAUUUUCAUAUUCGUCCUUUCAAAAUUUGAAAGCAAGAACAAACAACCCGUUUGCCUAACCUGGCACAAAAACAAAAAAUAAACUGCUAGCUCUGCCUUGCUAAUUAAGAAAUAGCCUAAUAUAUGUAUAAUCUUAAAAUAAAAAAAGGUUUAUUUGAUUGACUGUGACUAUUUUUAUAUCCAUCUUUGUCAAGUGACCAAGCUAGAGUUAGCAAGUCUUGACGAUAGACUAGCAUGCGGGCUAAAAAUAAGCUGCCUACUGUGGCUCGGUUUGUAACACGUAACUUAAUAUACAUCAUUUCAUUUUAGAGAAAAAUUUAUUAGCUUUGCUGUAACUAUUUUCAUAUCCAUCUUUUUACAAUUCUCUCAGUACAACUAGCAACACAUGAUCUUUGCCCAGCAUGGAGUCUAAGAAUCAAGUGCUUCCUGUGACUUGCUGAUUUACAAGAAGCCUAAUGUAUAUGGUUUACUGAUCUUAAAAACACUAUCUGGUGGCAAUAAUUUCAAAAUACCUUACGCCAGACAGAAAAAUUUAAUACGCAAAGAUUUUUCAAUAAUCCAUCCCUGUCAGGUAAAAGUAUAUUUAGACUACAACUCAAGUUUAACUUUGAGACCAGUUUUGCCUAGAUUUUGGCCUGUGGGUAAUUUCCAUGGUCACUGUGACCUUAUGCUCCUCAGGUGGCCAAUAGAUUUUUUGUGCCACCAACAGGGAGUAGAUCUUUUGGAAAUAAACAAAACGGACAAAACCUCAGUCAUAAAAAAGCUAAUUGUACUAUUAAAACUAAAAUUCUUUCUAUUUCAGGUUCUCAGAACUGCAUUCACCGUUUCUAAAAGUAUGAAUAAGAUGUUUGCAUUCCCAUGAGUGUGUUUGUGUGUGUUUCUCAACUAAAAACAAAAAAGCUUGCUUGCACAUAGUACAUUUCCCAUUAGAACUUGCACACAAAUUGUAUGCAAAGGCCCCGUGUUUCCAUGUGGAGGGUCUUUACUGCCACCGCUGAUGCAAAUCUGCAGGCCAACACCAGCUUGCUCACAGGGUUCACCAGGUCCUUUAUCCCACAGAGUGCAAGGCCACGGAGUUUUUACGUAAAUGAAGUGCCUUCAGGCCCAGACUGUUUUGAAUCUAGAUUUGCAUGUGGGCCCAUCGUGUCGUUGAAUGAGGGUGGCCUGAGCAAAAUAAAAAAAAGGAAAUCAGUUUAAGGCGUGGAUGUGAUUUGCUGACAAAUCUUCCAGUCAAGUGCUGCUAAAUAUGUAAUGACAAAGGAAAGGAUUGUGUUCUGUGGGUCCAAUUUUGUUCAAGAUCUUGUUUUUAUUGUUAAAAUAGUAAUGUUUAAUAUAGUUUUAGUUAUGUAGAUAAUGCCUGAACUGACAGUGGCACAUCAGCCUAUUCUUCCUGAUUAAACUCUUCUCUUUUGCAGUUGAUUCAAGCUCAUUUAAACACAACUCAGUGGCUUUAUGAACACCACAGAUACUAAAGAUUAAUGUGAAUUUUCUGGUGAAAUAUUUAUCACACAUGUAAUUGAUGUACUUGUUUCUUUUUCUCUUUUUUUUAUGUUGAAUCAUUAUUUAAAUAAACUUUAUGUACUCACCAAAAAAA
Molecule: messenger RNA, 3551 nt
Organism: Girardinichthys multiradiatus
Lineage: Eukaryota; Metazoa; Chordata; Actinopteri; Cyprinodontiformes; Goodeidae
Gene: igfbp5a
Product: insulin-like growth factor binding protein 5a
Exons: 4
Coding region: 347-1102 (251 amino acids)
Biological process (GO): regulation of insulin-like growth factor receptor signaling pathway
Cellular component (GO): extracellular region
Molecular function (GO): insulin-like growth factor I binding; insulin-like growth factor II binding; fibronectin binding
Source: RefSeq, a predicted model, not a curated record